Schistosoma curassoni is the source of this 6685-nucleotide messenger RNA. The record is from the annotation of a GenBank genome assembly. Lineage: Eukaryota; Metazoa; Platyhelminthes; Trematoda; Strigeidida; Schistosomatidae.
UACUAAAUAAAUCUGAAAUCUGGAUCUUUGUUUUUCCGGGUAGAGUGAAGCUGGUCCUUGAAAGUGAUUUUAAAAUCCUAUCGUUUGUACUCCUGUUUUCGCUGGUAAUGUACUUGGUCCUACAGAGUUGUCAGACUCGAGCAAGAUUUGGUGUUUAUAAGCAGUUUUUUCAGAUUGGUUUCAGUUGCUCCAGAACAGUCUUUAGAAAAUUGUCCACAUCCUUAUGUUUUCAUAGGGGAUUCUACUGGAACGAUCGGUACGAUAAUAAUGAGGAGAAGUUCGACAAAGUACUCAUAGCAAAUCGAGGUGAAAUCGCCUGCCGUAUAAUCCAGUCAUGUAAACGACUAGGGAUUCGCACUGUCGCUAUUCACAGCGAAGUGGAUUAUAUAUCUCGUUUUGUGUCCAUGGCGGACGAAGCAGUAUGUGUUGGUCCACCUCCAAGUGCCCAAUCUUAUCUAAAUAUGCCUGCUAUUUUAAACGCUGUAAAGUCGACGGGUGCCCAAGCAGUACACCCUGGUUAUGGCUUUUUGUCAGAAAACACUCUUUUUGCCGCGGAGUUAGAGAAAAUGAAUGUUGUCUUUCUUGGUCCUAAUUCUAGAGCUAUAAAAGCUAUGGGAGAUAAAAUUGAGAGCAAACGAAUUGCUAAUCAAGCUAAAGUUAAUUGUAUCCCAGGUUAUGAUGGAGAAGUGGAUGGUCCAGAUGAAGCUGCUAGGAUUGCUGCUGAAAUCGGUUAUCCUGUUAUGAUUAAAGCAUCUGCAGGUGGUGGAGGUAAAGGUAUGCGUAUAGCAUGGAAUGAAAAAGAGGCUCGCGAAGGUUAUCGACUUUCUAAAUCAGAAGCAAAAGCCAGUUUUGGAGAUGAUCGCAUGUUAAUUGAAAAAUUUAUAGACAAUCCAAGACAUAUUGAAAUACAGGUACUGUGUGACAGACAUGGAAAUGCAAUUUAUCUUAAUGAACGGGAAUGCUCUAUUCAAAGACGCAAUCAGAAAGUCAUUGAGGAAGCACCUAGCACAUUUUUGGACCCAGCUUCGCGUAAAGCAAUGGGUGAACAAGCUGUCUCGUUAGCCAAAGCAGUUGGUUAUGAUUCUGCAGGAACUGUUGAGUUUUUGGUUGAUUCCAAACGUAAUUUCUAUUUUCUUGAGAUGAACACUCGACUUCAAGUAGAGCAUCCAAUCACUGAGUGCAUAACUGGUGUUGAUGUUGUACAUCAAAUGCUUCGAGUUGGUAAAGGGCAUCCGUUAAUGCUAUCUCAGUCUGAUAUACCCGUGAAUGGAUGGGCUUUUGAGUGUCGUGUAUAUGCUGAAGAUCCAUACAAAGCGUUUGGUUUACCAUCGAUCGGGCGUUUACGUACUUACAGUGAACCUUUGCACAUACCUAAUGUCCGCUGUGAUAGUGGAAUCAAUGAAGGAUCGGAGAUCUCUAUAUACUAUGAUCCUAUGAUCUGUAAACUUGUUACAUAUGGACCAGAUCGUCAAACUGCCCUAAACACUAUGGCCAAAGCUUUGGACAGUUAUAUUAUUCGUGGUGUGACUCAUAAUAUUCCUUUGCUUCGUGAUAUUGUCACCGAAAAACGUUUUGUAUCUGGGAAUAUUUCGACAAAGUAUCUAUCUGAAGUGUAUCCUGAUGGAUUCAAAGGUUCAUUUUAUUCCAAACAUUUAGCGGUUGUUUUAUAAAGAUGUAAUCUCAUAUUGUCUUUUAGGUGGUUAUUAUAGUCUUGUUAAUGUUAAGAUUUCAAGUAUAUGUACCUCGAUAUCAUGUUAAGUACAUAUUUAGUUUGUGAAGAUCCCCUUUAUCACAAACAUCACAUACAGUAAUGUGUCUGGGAGCUGCCUACUGUUUUGAUCAGUACUCAAGUUAUUAAUAAAAUUUGACUGUUUAACACAGCGUUAACAAAUUUUUUGUUAUUCCUAAUCUCGAUGUAUAUUGACCAACUGUUUUUUACCUUCCCACUUUAAUAUUUCCUUAAUAUCGAAGAUUUAUGGAGAUUGUUCUCUUUGGAAAUAAUUUACACCAUAGGUUGAAUAUAGUGAGGGAAUUUCUAAAAUUCAUUAGAGAGCUGUUUCGUCAUACUAUGAGACUUUUAGAUAGUGUGCACCAGGGACCUAAACUGAGGCCUUCAAAUUUAGUGAGGAGUGCAAUAUCUUUAAGCCACUAAGUUUGGAUUCAGUGGUUCUCAUUUCCGACUUUAAUUGAUUUGCAAUAUUUCGCGAGGACGAUUCAUUGUCGCCAGUAAUGCCUGCCUAACACUUGACUUAACUGAAUCUUACCGGUUACAGUUUCCCAAAAGAACUUUCCUAUUUAGCUACACUUUCUUACUAAGUAGAAUUUUCACAUUCAUUCUCUGCCAAUGGAAUUUAUUAGAUCGUUUGAUUAUAUAUAGAAGAGAUAGAUUGUGACUAGUGGUGGAAUCUAAAACGCGUGACUCGUCAACUGGAUAUAUCUGCAUCCCAAUAUUAAUGUUCACUCUGGGUUUGGUCAUAAUUUGCUAUACGGAGACUCGUAACUGCGUAAUCUUGGUUGAUUAAUAUCUUGUGAAUCCCCUCAUUUCUAAUUAUAGAACUGUAUUUAAAGCUUAAAUAGUCGUUCAUGCUCCUUUUGUUAUGUAGGUUGUCAGUUUCUUAUAAUUAGAUUAAGCUUUUUUUAUCGAUGAUUGGUUAUCAGAUCUAUUUGUAGCUUUAAAUGAGGUAUUUCAAAUUAGAUAUUUUUGUGAAUCUUACUUUUGAUCUUUAGGCAAAGUACUUGAUCAAAAAGAACUAGAUACAUUAAUUUCUGUUUCUGCAUCUAUAUUUGCUAAAAAUGAUGCACGCAUUCGAAACUGUUCUGGGUAAGUUGUCGCACAAUAAGAUUUUAUUCUAUAAUCAAAAGGAUUAAUUCAUUAUUUAAUUCUGGAUAGAUAGAUACUAGCUUGACACAAUAAUACGAAUUUUGUUAGUGCAUGUUAAUUUGAUUUCUAGUUUACUUCACGGACUGACUUCAGAUAGACAACUGUUAAGAACCUUAGAAGUACUGGAUAUUUGUUCUGUCCCAGGUAUGGGGUUCCUCAGUAGUGUAGAUCCACGACCACAUAAGGAGUCGAACACAGAAUGUUCAAAAUUUGUGUUUUUAACCUUUAAAAAUUUCUAACAUCAUUCCAUUCUCAAUGUUGUGCAGAAACUUAUGUAGAUAUUUUUCUGUUUUUUCUUGUCACUUGAAGGACAGAUGAACAUUUAUAUCACACUAAUUAGACUUACGCCACCGUGUAUCAGUUUAAGAAGAAAGUGUUAUGAUCAGUGGAACAAAUGGUUUUCUUAAAUGAUGUUUAUUAAAUUCAGCAAUUAUUGUAGACAUUCUUGUAAAGGUAUUGAGUGAUGCUUCUGACUUCGGGACUUGAUUUAUCAUCGAAAUAUUCUUUAUAUGAGUAUACAAAUGAGAUCUAUCUUAUAACAAUAAAAAUUCAGUUUACCCAGAAUUCGAAGCUAAAAUUUAUAAACGUUGAAAAAUUUUCCUGUAAGUUAGGUCGUAUAGGGUUUUUUACAUCGUUGCUUAAUUUUAGUAUUAACAAUAAAUCAAGUUUGUAGAAACCUUGUUGUUGUUGUCAGAAUGUGAGAUUAUCUCCAAUGUUACGUAAAAAUCAGGUACGAUUGAUUUUCGAAAUUGAUAAUACGUUAGACUUCCCGUAUCAACUAACAUUGAACAGAAAUUUCAUGCUCAAUCUCCGAGAAUCGAAUACAUUUUGCUAUCUUUCUAACUUUUUUACAAGAUUUAAUGUUCUUUGAAAAAAUGUCAAACCAGUAAGUAUUUUAUCGAAUGGUAAAUGUUUGGUUGUGCGUUGUAUGCCACAUCAGUUAAUUUAGAAUUUUCUUACAAAUAUUCAUAAAUUUCGCUAUUAGACGUCUGAUUUUCAAUUUUUCUAUCUCUCCGCAAUGAACUAGGGAGUCACAAUGGGAUUUAGUUGCAUCUGUCCAUGAAAAUAGUGCUAAUAGCGAUCCUAAAAGUCGUUCGUAUAUUCGCUGCAUUGUAACACGUGACUGCUCAGGUUUUCAAGUUCGCAUGUCAUCGUGGGAACCUCCCAAGCAUAUUAACCAACAGGACGUAAAUGCUACUUCUCAAUCCUCCAAGUCGCAAGAAACAGUUGUUAGAGUAGCUGAUAAUUUUAAAUUGUCUGAUAAAAUUAUAAACCAUUCAUAUGACGGCAAUGAAGCAAGUUGAUAAGUUUGCUUUUCUCUUAAUUCAUGUACAACAUUUUUCUUUACUUGUAUUGCAACAACUUAUCAAUUACUAUAUAUAUCUCUGAAUAUUCUUAGCAAGAAUUUUGAAUUGUACAUCAAAAUUAUUAAUAUAGUCUUCAAGAACUUUCGUCUAAAUUUGAACGAAUAAUUUCACAGUAUUUGGACACCGAGUUAAUGUAAAACAUUCAGGAGGGAGAAUACAUCUGUAAAAUCUCAACGAUUGAAUUUUAAGUAAACCUAAUGUUUCGCUCGGCAAUCCAGUUCAAGCUCUUUCCAGGAAAUAUAACCAGACAUCAAAAUUAUCGAAUAUAAAUAGGUUCAUGGUUCUCCGGUUAACUGUAUACUAAAUAGGUCAGUUAGUCAUGUUAACAAUGUUUGAACUAAAUAUUUACUGUAGUGCGUAUGAGACAUGUGGUGUUUUACAAAAAGCGUGUUAAGAUAACAGAUUAUGAGUAUUCUUAAGUGGAUCUGAGGUGUGAGAAGAAAUUUAAUUGACAGUUUAUCGCUUCUGAUCGGUGGAUUUUCAAAGAAAACAUACAAAUUUAUAUAUGAUAUGAGCCAAACAUGUCAUAGCAUGUAUAAAAUGAAGAUAAAUAAACAAAGUAAAAAUGUUUGUUCAUUUUUGUAUUGCUUGUUUGAAUCUUCUCAUUGAUGUUUAGGACUUCAAUUGAUCAGUCUCUUAUUAGCAUAUGGGUAUCCCGUCCGGAUUGCCUCAAUAUUGCCUUAAGUUACAAGCAUUAUAAACAAAGAUGGAUGGUGGUUAACAGUGGAAUCCAGAACGUGCAUUCCGUCCUAUUUGGGACUCGUCAGCUGGAUGUACCCUUAUCCUAGAUUUGAUGUUCACUCCGGGACUAGAACCCAGUACUUUUCGCUUCAAGCGUUAUGGCGUAACAUCUUUGAUAGUAGGGUUAAGUCCCUGACGGAACAUAAGUUUUUUAGACUGCUAAGGUCCGUUGAUGUCGAGUGUCAGAUAACACGAAAUGUAGUUUCAAUACUUCAUUCUGAUUCCCUACAGUCAUCUUAAGGUAGGAUAAUAUUUACCACAAAUGUUUGCAUAUACAUAGGUCUACUGUGCUUUGAAAUAUCUUGUGAAAUUAUUUGGUGAGCAGGAAGAAAGGCGAAAUCUUACAAGGAAAUUUACGCUUUCUUGUUUUUGUUGAAAAUCCCGGUGAAUGAGCCGUUUGUUUCGGUCCCUUCAAAACAAUUUUCUAUGGUUGCCUGGUUGACUUCAUUAUGAGAGACUUGCAAAGAUUAUCAUUUAGAGUUUAUAUACUGCGUACUUGAUAUCAUAAUAAUUCUCUUCAAGUAACCAUUCAUUCUUUUUUUAUUAAUGGUGUUUUUUGCGACAACUAUUCCAAUAAAGUUUGACUUGUAUGAUUGCAAUUGUUCAAAGUUAAAGUUUUGAGUAUUUUUUCCUUACCACCACACAAGCCUCAGCACCCAUUGAUAGACUAGUAAUAAUAAUACUAAGUUCGCGUAACCUAUAUUUGAGCGUCAACGUGAUGAUUAUGGUCAUCUUCCACAUCGAAGUUGAAGGUUUUAAUUGAUUUAGGUUGUUUCUUAAUUGUCUUGUAUAUGUACGUAGGUUUUCAAAAAUUUUAUUGUUUUAAGCAAGUUUGAUUAUGUAUUAAUGAGAAGAAUUCUUUACUACGUAAUGGGUUGAACAUCCUUUUUUAGUAAAAUAACUUCUCCAACUUAAGCAUAUAUAUUAGAGUUUGAACUCAUAAUUACGUGGUUAAAAUUCAAACGGGUUAACUGAUUGGGCACUGCAUGUACUUAAAAAAUUCUUCAGAAUUGUUCAUAGCUGCUUGAAUUUAUAAUAAAAUAUUCUAUUCAUAAGAGUCUCAUCCUUCUUUUGUUUGCAAAAUUAUUUCCUAAUAAUUUAUUUAGGUGACUUUGCAGUUACUCGACAAAAGUAUCAAUACUGUUUGUUUACAAUAUCUUGGUACUGCAUUUCCCAUAGAAAUUAUGAACACAACGGCAGCAUGGUUUCGUGCCGCUUAUAUGCCUCCCCCCCGUGUUAUCGACUAUGGUUCAAUUUGUAUUGCUCCUAUGCCUGGCUUGGUUCGUUCCGUUGCAGUUAAGUUAGGUGAUCGAGUGAGCGAAGGUCAAGAACUAUGUGUAUUAGAAGCCAUGAAGAUGCAGAACAGCAUGACAGCAUCGAGAUCGGGAGUUAUUAAAAAAGUAAAUUUCAAAGCUGGUGAUUCUGUCGGUGAAGGUGAUAUUUUAAUUGAGUUAGAAAAAGAAUAAACUGAUCAAUAUUUAUGAAACAUUUCUACAAUAGCUUGAAUAAUUUUUUUUCUCUCUUCAUUUAUUAUAUUAACCAUUAUUUAUGGUAUAUUCAUUUUGAUUUCAUUCUAUAUUUGUUUUGCAUAUAUAUUUGUUUCAUUGUUUAUUUAUAUAUUCUCCUGUUGUGAGUUUUUUUGUUUGUUCUGCUUAUCAACUAUUGUCCGUUACCAUUAUUGAUUAUGUUUCUUGAG